Scleropages formosus (Asian bonytongue) is the source of this 1905-nucleotide messenger RNA. Its product is annotated as m-AAA protease-interacting protein 1, mitochondrial. Gene Ontology annotation, cellular component: mitochondrial inner membrane. The record is from RefSeq and is a predicted model, not a curated record. Bases 102 to 917 code for a protein of 271 amino acids. Gene Ontology annotation, biological process: protein insertion into mitochondrial inner membrane from matrix. Lineage: Eukaryota; Metazoa; Chordata; Actinopteri; Osteoglossiformes; Osteoglossidae. The transcript is spliced from 5 exons. Gene Ontology annotation, molecular function: ribosome binding.
GAGCUGCGUGCGGUAACCGGAAGUAGCGUGCGAGUGUUUAGUCACAAUUGCAGCAUGUUAGCAUCCGGACGCGUUUACGGCGCCGCGGUCGAGACGUUUGUAUGAUGCAGCGGGUGCCUCGUGUGUUUGCAGGUGCCCGCUGCUGGAGCGUGAGAGCCGCGGUGCGGCCGCAGCUCGUCGUGGAGCCGCAGCGCCCUGACCGUGUCCGCGCGUAUCCUUCCGCGCGCCGCCGGCCCACUGUGACUGUGGUGCCGGUGAACGAGCGCGUGCCGCGCGCGCGGAGUUUGCCUUUGUGCGCCGCUGCGCAGAAAUCGUGCAGGUUUUACAGCACGGACAACGAGAGAGACUCGAAGACGGAGAGCCGGCCGCGGAUCAUUGUGGUGGGCAUUCCGAACCCCUUCUCCUGGAUCAGGAACAAAGUGCUCAUUUUCCUUGUUAAACUCUACUUUGACAUAAACAUCGCGUCGGCGGACUUCAGCAGAGGUGCGAAGCAGGCCUUGGUCCAGGUGUCCACCUUGAUAUCUCAGGGGAGGUUUGGAGAUCUGCAGGGCUUGGCGUCCACUGAGGCCGUGGAAGGUGCGAGGACCAAGUACGACGCCCUCACUGAAGAACAGAGGCGAAAUCUCGCCGUCCUCCUGGACGAUAUCAUUUUCUUGAUACCGGAGAAUGUGUCCCUUCUUUAUGACAACACAGGUAGGAAGUUUUGUUACGUCCUCAUGAGGUUCUGGUACUUGUCCAACGCAGACGUGCCUGAGGAUCCGGAGAGCACUGUGGUUUUUAAGAGGACUGACAAAGGAGGAGGUAGCGCGGCCAAGAAGAUUGUGACGGCCGUCUACGAGUUUCAGAUGGAGCUGACGGAUGGCUUGGAUCGCGAGUGGAUUGUCACCAAUAUCUGGCACUGGAAGCAGCUGGAGUGAGGGGACGUUGGAGAUCUGCGUGAUGCAACAUAGAUAAAAUAUGGAAGAUUCAGCCUUUGGGACACUUUGUGUUCUCCCUCACCCCAGUUUUCUUUUGUGUCACAUUUGGUAGAUGCAGAAGGCCUCUUCCCAGAAAAUGUUUUAAUGCCAUUCCCAUUCCAUGAUUACUUCACCCCCUCAGUUGCUGCUGCUUUGAAAUAACUUCUCUAAUAGUUCCUUCAACAGUAGUUUCACCCCCAGCAAUAUAACAUAGAAUUGAUGCGUUAUGACACAUCUGAAGGUUCGAUAUUGGUGCUUUGCUUUAAAAAGAGGAACACGCAUUCUAUCUGUCACCGUGUCAAGAGAAAUCGAUGACCCCCUUGAUGUCUGCCAUUUUACAUGGUACGAAACCAUGUACCUUGAGCAUUUCGUGUUAUACCAGGAGGAAUGCUUAUUUCGUACCCUCACUUAACCCAAAUUGCAGUAUCCACCAGGAAGCGUAAAAACCUUAGGUUGUUUGGGAGGAAUUGAAUAAAGUGUCUAAGUGGUUACGAUGAAAAUUGCUGUAUGUUUUUUGACUUGAAGAGGAGUUGACCAAUUGGAAUGUCUGCGUUUUUGUGUAAAUUCUGGCUUUUACCAGCAGUAGGGUUUCAGAGCCGUUACCUGAGAUGUAACGAUAAAAGUUUUGUCAUCAACACGAUUUGAUGUUUUCACCUUUGAUUUAGUCAAGUUGCUUUUCCUGGACAGAUGAACUAUAGGAAUGGAUAUUUACCUUUAUACCUGUUUUUAUUCCUCACACUACAUACCUUAGUGGAAGCAUCAAGAAGGUAGAUUUAUGGAAGGUAUUGAAUGUAUUAACAAUUUUAAUGUUAUUUCUAACCAAAAUUGUGAGUGUGCACUUAACUUUAACCUCCGUGUGAAUUUUGUUUGUCUGUUUCACCCCGUUAAGUGUUCACCAGCUGAGUUGCUUCAAAUUUGAAAAUGAAAUAAUGGUCAAUAAAAUGGUUGA